AUGCCACAGAAAAAAUGGACCAAGGACCAAGAGGAGUUCCUUGCGAGUUACUUGAUGCAAUAUCGGGCAUGUACCGUGUCCAGGAAGUACGCAAAUUUUAGUGCCGAGAUUGGCAUGAAGUUCUUCGAGCGUUGGCCUGAGCGGAAGGCUCUCUUCGGUGACCUGCCAGAUGACGAGGUUCUUACACCAGAACAAACUGUAGCUCUAGCACAAGCCGUUGCAGAGAGGAAAAAGCGGUUAAUCACCUGGUAUAGGUGGCAGACAAAUCCAUCGCGUCUGGGCCGUACAAGCGGUAUUAGGGGGGUGCUGAGGUUUGACACCGUGUUAGCUGGUGGUGUCGAGAUGAGAGGUACUCGUGCUCCCCAGAAAAUAGACCUAUACUCCCACAAGUUCUAUGAAAAAAAGAUCAAACACGUAGCAGACAAGGCCAUUCAUGAGCAGAACAUUACCGAGCGGGGCCCGAAGUUGAAUAAGCGUCGUGAUAUCAUUCGCCAGAUGUAUGUGGAGGGGAGCGAAGAAGUCAAAGCCAAGAUCGAGAGGAAGUAUUCUAAAACAAAGGCAAGGUAUGCGAAAACUCGUGCAAAUCUGAAAAAGGGGAAGGCGCCAAAAGUCGACGACAGUACUAAAACAAAGGCAAUUCGUGAACUGGGGCCCAUGCUGGAUCGUAUUCUUCAGUACCUCAGGCAUAUUACGGGUGGUUGGAAGUUCACCGUGUUGAUGGGGGGGCAUGAUCCAAGCACAGGCGAAGUGUCUGUAUUCAACUACCAUGUUGGGGAACUCGAGAGUGGCGCGCAGUUCAACCAGGCUUACAGUAACUUUGAUUUGAUGCAGAGCGCUUUCCUGAGCUUUGUCAAGGAUGCCACUGCAUUCGAAUCAGCAUUAUCCCACGAGGCAGAUAGUGCCAUAGACUCAGAUUCGGAUGAUGAAGACGAUGGAGAGACUUCAUCGGGCUCAGAGGACGGCGACGAUGGUGGUGUGCAUGAAAGUUCCAGAGGCUUAUAUAGGAUGCCUGCAUCAGACAGUUCUCUCACUGAUGCCAUGUUGGACUCCACUGCUGCAUCACCCAUCUGCGUCAACAGCCCGGGUGAUAAUGCGGAGCUUUCUGGAUAUGGACAGCAAACUAGGGACGCAGUUCUCGCUUUACAGGGUUACAUUUUGAACGACAGUGAUGCAUUACCCACCAUGGGUGAUGCAUUACCAGCCAUGUGUGAUGCAUCGGGUCAUGCAUCACUUGAUUUACAGGCUGAUUUCCCCCCCAUCGCUGAUACAUCACCUGUUAGUAAUUUACCGCAGGUGUUUGGAUAUUCCCACCCAGUCCCUUCUGACGAACUCUUGGAUGCCGACCCAUCCGCUUUUGAUCCAUAUGCUUUCCUUGACCGUGCCCCCCUCGAGGUGAUAUUGGCCCUCAACUCUUUGGAGUUUCCGCUAUCCGGAGACGACUCCCAGAAUUCAACACACACUCCAGUUGAUGCGUCCACUGGGGCCCGAAAAUACAUGUGAAACCAAGGAUCUUUGAGCGCAAAGCACUGCACUGGCGCUUGUAGUUUUGAGUCGUAUGCCAUAUAAGUUCUGAAUCCGCAUCGUUACAAUCUGUGUUUUGGACAAGGAAAGGUGCCUUCUCGUCAGCAAAAGGCUCUCGCUCCAUCUGUGCUGUUUGGCUCAUGACGAUCCUAGUAUGCGGAAGACCACUGAGUUUCCUGUCGUCUGUGAACACUG
This is a messenger RNA of Suillus clintonianus, 1716 nucleotides long. RefSeq lists its product as uncharacterized. The record is from RefSeq and is a predicted model, not a curated record. Bases 1 to 1500 code for a protein of 499 amino acids. The transcript has 6 exons. NCBI's taxonomy places the organism in Eukaryota, Fungi, Basidiomycota, Agaricomycetes, Boletales, Suillaceae.